CGCUGCAGGAUGAAAAGGACCCAAUCCGUCUCAGAACUCCAACAACAGUGAUGGGCGACGGUAUGAAGACGCAGCUGGUGAGCGCCAUCCACCUGCAGGAGGUGGAGCUGCAGGAGAAGCCUGCAGACAAGCGGCAGGGCAGCAACGGUGAGACCUUCACCGUUGAAGAAGCCGUCGAAAAAAUCGGCUUUGGGCGAUUUCACAUCCUGCUGUUCGUCAUCAUGGGCAGCUCCAACAUAGUGGAGGCGAUGGAGAUCAUGCUGCUGGCCGUAGUUUCUCCGGAGAUCCGCUGCGAGUGGCGUCUGGAUGAUUGGCAGGUCGCUCUCGUCUCCACGAUGGUGUUUCUGGGCUUCAUGGUCUGUGGAGUUCUGGGAGGAUACGUGGCCGACCGGUACGGGCGCUGGAAGGUCUUCUGGAUGACCGGCUCCAUGCUGAUCAUCAUCUUGGGGAUGUUGGUGGUUCCCACUCUGGGCUGGAGGUGGAUGAUCCGGAUCUCCGUCACCCCGAGUCUCAUCCUCAUCUUCCUCUUCAAGUUCAUCCCGGAGUCGGCGCGCUACAACGUGUCGGCAGGAAACGUAGACGCUGCCGUCAAGACGCUGCAGCGAAUCGCCAAAAUGAACCGAGCGACGCUUCCUCCAGGACGCCUGGCGGAACCGGCAGUGAGAGAACGAGGCAGCUGGAGGAUUCUGCUGAGCUCGUCCUACAGGAGAACCUCGGUUCUGCUCUGGUACUCCUGGUUCGUGGCUUCGUUCGCCUACUACGGUUCGGUUCUGAGCAGUUCGGAGCUGCUGGAGAAGAACCUGCUCUGCGUGACGGGCGCCGACCGCGAGCAUCAGGUCAAACACCGCCAGGAGGACGGGCUGUGCUACUGCAUCCCCUUCGCCUUCAACGACUACCAGACGCUGCUCAUCAGCUGCCUGGGCGAGGUCGCACUGGUUCCUCUGAACAUCGGUUUGCUCAACGUCUUCGGGCGGAAGAUGACUCUGACGGUGCUGCAGCUGAUGGCGGCCAUUUUCUUCAUGCUGAUAAACAUCUGCACGACCAUGUUUGGCUUCACCGUCCUCCUGUUCCUGCUGCGUUCUCUGGUCUCCAUGAACUUUAAUGUGGUUUAUAUUUACACCGCUGAGGUGUAUCCCACUGCAGCACGCUCUCUGGGGAUGGGCUUCUGUACGUCGUUCAGUCGCAUCGGAGGAAUGAUCGCUCCGUUCAUUGCUCAGGUGCUGAUGUCCCAGUCGGUGUUCCUGGCUCUCAGUCCGUUCUCGGUGGCCUGUGUUCUCUGCGCUCUGGGAAACUUCUUGCUGCCGAUAGAAACUAAAGGACGAGCUCUGCUGCAAAGCUCCUGAUGACGCCGCCGAACAACAAACUGCUGCUGUUUUAUCUGUUACAUGUGUGAAGACAUUAAAUGUGUCGCUGAGCUCAGCUGUUGCUGUCACUUCGUUAAAGUAAAUAUCAAGGACUCAGUCUAACAGAACAAAAAUACUUUGAUUUAUACUCUCAGGUGGUCGCUGAUGAAAACAUUAUUAUAAAGAUAAUAUUCAGUUUUUAGUAAAAGAUCCCUGGAAGCUACAAAACUGCAUUUUGUGUUCAUGAUUUUAUGAAUGAACGUUGGUAGUUUAGUAUCAGACAGAAGUUCUCUGGUUUAAACGUUUGCUGUCCUGCUCAGGGAUUUGAAUCGCCAUGAAGUGACCUCUACAUUAAAUACCGUCAACUGUAAAACAAAAGGAAUCGUCUGAUGUUUAGCUUUCAAACUGUCCUUGAACUCCUCAUCUGUGAACUGCUGCUCCAUCAGGAAAAUCAACCGAACCUAGAUUUGGUCCAGAUCUAUUUAUUCUGUCUCGCUGAAAAGUUCAACAGACGUAAAGUGUUUACACAACCGAGAUUUUGUAAAAACUAACAGAAAUCAUUAGUUGUGACCAACAGUUCCAGAACAUCAGGGAGUUUCUGUCCAGACUGAACUGCAGGCAGUGUUUCCACGAAACAAAGUGUGAAAACAAACUGAACAUGUAAAUAGUUAAAUAUCUGUUGUAUGUACGUUAUUUUCUCAUUGUUGGUGACACGUGUGGACACUCGGACAAAUGUUGGACGCGUUGAUUCUGGUUUUUGUAAAAUAAAAAAUGUAGCUUUCAUUAUUUUCUGA
This is a messenger RNA of Stegastes partitus (bicolor damselfish), 2137 nucleotides long. It is a transcript of the gene svopl, whose product is annotated as SVOP-like. Gene Ontology annotation, cellular component: membrane. Gene Ontology annotation, molecular function: transmembrane transporter activity. Bases 51 to 1343 code for a protein of 430 amino acids. Lineage: Eukaryota; Metazoa; Chordata; Actinopteri; Pomacentridae. Gene Ontology annotation, biological process: transmembrane transport. The transcript is spliced from 14 exons. The record is from RefSeq and is a predicted model, not a curated record.